UAAAAAUAUUCAUAUUUAUAAAAUAAAUAAAAUAAAUCAUACCUAAAUAUUUCUCGGUAACUGGAAAAUAUUUUUAACACGAUGAAGCUCGAAUAAAUCUUGGUUGUUAGUCAUAUCAGUGUGAGCAAACGUGUCUAUGAACGUACCGGAAUUUCCGGCGCCUCCAUCAUUAGUGCCGAUAUCAUCUUCAUCAGCUUCAGCUUCAGCUGCAACCUCAGUGGGGUUGAUCAGAGAGUCCGCGUACAAGAACAGCAAACACCUCGCGGGUAGUUGGCGUGCCAAUGAUUUAUCAGGAGAAAAAUCCUUCACUCGGGGGAUUUCCGUGUCACAGUUAUCAUCCGGGCCUAUCACUGGGAUCAGAAGGAACUUACCCUCACGUAGACGUGCGCACCGGCUUGCGCGUAUCGGAAACUCGGUACAUCCACGAGUUGUCACGAAAGAAUCGUCGCGAGUUAAUCGUCCACGUGUCACUGAGCUGAAAGUUAGUAUGACUGAGAGGCGUGAAGACGACGAAGAUGAUGCUGACGUUGUUUGUGCAUCAGGUAUACUUAAUAACUGCACUCCCGUGUCCUUGGACUCGCGAACUAUAUCUGAAGAUUUGACAAUUGAAUUGAAAGACCAGCAGACAAAUGAAACUGUCGGGAUGCCAUUUAUCAAGACUAUUGGAAUCCAGACACACGAGCGAGAAGGUCCUUACUGGUUGCGAGUCUUUCCAAAAUUAAAAGACAUAAUAGAGGAGGAGGAAGGCGAAAAUUCCCGGACUUGCUCGAAAAUUUGGAAGCAUUUACGGUUCUUAGGAAGACUAUCCAUGUGUCAAUUCGGUCUUGCGUGGCUUUUAACUUUCUGGGCGAUCGCGGGAGCCGCGGCGUUUUACGCGACAGAAGGACCGCGUGAAACCAAGCAAGUAGCCGAACUUAAGGACAUGCAGCGGGAUUUGGCUGUCGGCUUGGCCACCGAGUUGCGUCAAUUAAAAGCCAGUGAAGAAGAAAUGGAGCCCCUCUGGAGUAACAAAGUUCGACAGUAUGUCGCGAAGCAUGAAAAACUUUUACUCGCUGCGGUUAACUCCGGGUAUGGCGAAGGGGGUGAGAGCGGAGAACUCUGGACAUUUUCUGGUUGUAUACUCUUCGCUAUAUCGCUUCUCACUACAUUAGGGUUUGGAGCGCCAGUUCCUCGGACAACUCCCGGCCGAACAGUAGCUGUAGUAUUUGCAGCGAUCGGAAUUCCAGCGCAUUUUCUCCUAAUUUUCAAUCUAGGUCUUCUUCUUGCCGUACGUCUUCAGCAAUACGCCGUGCGCAAAAGGUACGGCGCUGAUCACGACGUAGAAGCUAUUGAAAGAUUACCUGUCCCACAAUGGGUCAAAAUUUUUCCCUUUAUUCUGAUUGCCGGAUACUACCUGCUAGGAAUAAUCGGGUUCGGUGCCGGAAGGUCAAGACCACUGGCAGCGUCUCUUCUCUUCCCUUUGGACUUCACAGCGGCUGGUGGUCUAGCGUCAACUUCGGGGUUCGUUAGAAUAGCCUACGGACUAUAUCUCGAAGGAGCUGUCACUAUAGCCGCUGUAACAGUGGCAGCUCUUCGUGUCUCUGCCUCUGAAAGCCUCACAAAUAUCGGACGCAAGUACGGCCUGCUGGUUGAGGCUUAGUGUGUCAAGCUGCGAUCAAUGAUAAAGAUUUAACCUUGGAAAAAAGCAAUAGCGUGACUAAGAUUCCUCGAUAGGGAGUGGUCACGCGGACGGUGUUACUGUUACCUGUGGUGGUUCGCCACCAAUCCCAUGACAGGUCUCCAGCACAAGGGACGAGAUGUGACCUCGUAUAUAAAGACUUAACAGUGAUGAACACUGACUUUAUUUAUCUAAUUAAAUUAUAUUUAAUUUAAUUAAAUACAAAGUCAUUUUUUCUACCAAAUAUUGUAUUGUUUGGCAGUGGAUCAAUUUAGAUCUGUGCGUGUAUAUUAUGCAAUUGUAUAGUACUUAUAUAAAUACUGUUUGUUUUAUUUUAAAAA
Molecule: messenger RNA, 1998 nt
Organism: Cotesia glomerata
Lineage: Eukaryota; Metazoa; Arthropoda; Insecta; Hymenoptera; Braconidae
Exons: 6
Coding region: 137-1639 (500 amino acids)
Biological process (GO): stabilization of membrane potential; potassium ion transmembrane transport
Cellular component (GO): membrane
Molecular function (GO): potassium ion leak channel activity
Source: RefSeq, a predicted model, not a curated record